Molecule: messenger RNA, 1118 nt
Organism: Triplophysa dalaica
Lineage: Eukaryota; Metazoa; Chordata; Actinopteri; Cypriniformes; Nemacheilidae
Gene: diablob
Product: diablo, IAP-binding mitochondrial protein b
Exons: 6
Coding region: 36-749 (237 amino acids)
Biological process (GO): neuron apoptotic process; intrinsic apoptotic signaling pathway in response to oxidative stress
Cellular component (GO): mitochondrion
Source: RefSeq, a predicted model, not a curated record
GGCGUUUUCAAGUUUGACAACUUCCUUGAUCAAACAUGGCGGCGAACAGAAGGAAAUUAAUAGCUGCUGGACUAAGUUGUGUGUCUUCGUUCAUUAACAGGAGCGUUUGCUGUCAGAGCCGCCGGAGAAUCGCUGUGUUGCCCACAGUCUUGAGAAAACACUGGAUGACACUGAGUGUCACAGGAGCUCUGUGUGCUGUUCCCUUCAUACAGAAACCAGAAAGUCUAUCGCAUGAAGAGCUGGUACGAAGAUCAUUAUCUCUGGUUACUGACAGCUCUAAUUCUUUCCUAUCACAAACCACCCUAGCACUGCUCGAUUCCCUCACAUGUUAUGUAAAGGCAAUUAGCAGUCUUAUUACGUUACACAACCACUAUUUGGAAUCCAUCAGCAAAGUUAGCCCUGCAGAAGAGGAGGCUAUUUGGCAAUUCAUUCUUAUGCAACGUCAAGAGAUAAUUCAGAAGAAGAAAGACUGUGAAAGAUUUGAAUCCUUCUGGAUGACAGCCAUAAAUCUCUCAGAGGUGGCAGCAGAGGCAGCCUUCAAUGCAGGUGCCGAUCAAGCUUCUGUAACAGUACGGGCUAAUCUACAGGUUUCACAGUCCCAGGUAAAACAUGCUCAAAAGCUGUCCAUAGAGGCGGAGAAAGAACUCAACGCCUCUAAAGCUGUUGAUGGUAGGAGGCUUCAGAAUUCCCAAAGCACCGGAACAGAGGAAGAUGAGGACAUCCCAGAUGCAUAUCUGCGAGAGGAUUAAUGACAUUUAGUCAUUUAGCAGACAUGACAUUAAUUAAUGACGUCAAGAACAUUUUGAGUAAUGUGACAAUUCCAAAGUCAAAACCAGCUCUGUUUAACAAUGGAAACAUGACUAUGUUCAUGUCUUGAGUAAUAUUCCUUAACAUGACUCGAGACAAAUGAUGUGAAAUAAUGAUUUGCUUUUAUAUUAUCUAAUGAUGAAAUUAAAUAUGUCAUAAGUCAAUCAGAAUUUAAAUGAAUAAAAAUAAAUACUUAGUAAAAUAAAUAAAUACCUAUUAUAAUUAAAAACAUUUACUUCUUGUUUAAAAAAUAUUUGUUUUUUAUGCACUACGAUAAGCAAAAUAUUUAUGAAUUAAAAUUCUUUCACGUU